Molecule: messenger RNA, 2549 nt
Organism: Phoenix dactylifera (date palm)
Lineage: Eukaryota; Viridiplantae; Streptophyta; Magnoliopsida; Arecales; Arecaceae
Biological process (GO): regulation of DNA-templated transcription
Cellular component (GO): nucleus
Molecular function (GO): DNA binding; DNA-binding transcription factor activity
Source: RefSeq, a predicted model, not a curated record
UCCACGCCGUGCCUUCCAGUAUCUGCAACCCCUCCCCACCUCCCACUUUAUAAACCAUUUCGAUCGGCUCUGAAAUCAGAUCCCAAGACCUCGGUGGCUGGCUCUCGCGCUCGGUAAGAGAAGCUCUCUUCCCUCGCCAAACGUUGGCUCCCCCAACCCCCCUUCUCCUCUACUCUCCCCGCCGGCCGCCCGCCGGACCGCCCGCCCGCCCGCUCCUUUUCUUUUUUCUCUCUUCUCAUGCUUGUUCUGUUUUUCUUAUGGGUUCUGUUGUUAUGAUGGAUGGCUUUGAGUGAGCUAGUUUUCGUGGUUCUUUUCUUGUGAUUUUAAUGUUUUUUUUUUUUUUGAUUAGUAGUAAGAGUGUUGGGGGCUUCAUUUGAAAACCAGAAUUCGGCUCUUUUUGCGUCCGAUUUUGAUCUGGUUUUUUUAGAUUCUUCAGUUAACCUAUUAGAUAUCGGUUUUAGAGCGGGCGGGCAGGCGGGCGGGGGGGGUGCCUUUUUAUUGGUAUUGGGGGAAGCCAUGGAAGGGUCGGGAAAGAGCGGCGGGAGGUCGGAAAAAGGGGUCGGCGGCAGUGGUGGGAGGAGACAGAAAGGGAAGGGUGCGAGGGGCCUGAAGUCACUGAUGAUGCCGGAGGGAGAAGCGCAGCAGUGGACGCCGGUUUUUGAGGAGGCGUCGGCUGUACCCCUCCGGCCUCUCAAGAAGAUCAGGAGCCCGGAUCGACUCCAAUACUCUCCUUCCUCCAGUAAUUCCAAUCCCUCCAUUUCCUCUUCCUCGAGCUCCAGUCUCCCUCUCCCCACUCCUACCGGCGCGACAACCCCGGCAUCUCUUCCUCCUCUCUCUUCCCGGCAUGUAUUUCCCUUCGCCUGCGACAAUUCGCAGCCAAUAUUGGACACAACUCUUCUUCCUCUUUUCGUUUCCCAUCAGUACCAGCAGCCACAGCAGCAGAUGCUUUCGUUUGCUCACAACAAUCCCUGCCAGAUGGGAGCUUAUCCUCCUCCUUCAUUCUUCGCCGGCGCCGGGGCCGGGGCCGGGGCCGGGGCCCAGCAGCUCCUCCAGUACAUGAGCGACGCCCUGAACCUGAGCCCCCGCGGCCGCACCAUGAUGAUGAACCGUCUGGCGGGACAGCCCGGGAGGGGCUCGCCUCCGUAUUCCGCCCUUUUCCGGAAUCAGAUGCUGCCGGCCACCUCCAGCCCCACCAAGCUGUACCGCGGGGUCAGGCAGCGCCACUGGGGGAAGUGGGUGGCGGAGAUUCGCCUCCCCCGCAACCGCACCCGCCUUUGGCUCGGUACCUUCGACACCGCUGAGGACGCCGCCCUCGCCUACGACCGCGAGGCCUUCAGGCUCCGGGGUGAGAAUGCCAGGCUCAAUUUCCCCAACCUCUUUCUCGGUCACGGGCGCGCCGGCGGCAGUAGUAGCAGGGAUGGGGCUUCUUGCUCUUCCUCCUCAUCCUCUGCUCCUGCCACCCCCGACCAAGUUCAAGCACAAACCCAGCACCACCAGCAACAGCCUGACAGCAAUCGCAGCGACACCCACCUGCAAUCCCCUUCCAUGCCUGUCGUUUCUGCUGAGGCAGCUCCGGUGAGCGCGGAGGUCAGCUGGAGCAUGCCCGACGAUUGCCCAUCGGGUUCAUGCGACCCUCCGCCGCCGCCGCCGCCGCCGCUCGGAUCGAUGGCAGCCAUGCCACAGUGCUCGGCGCCUGAAUUGGUGUGGGGGGAGGCUGAGGAGGCCUGGUUCAGCACCUGGGGUCCAGGGAGCUCCGUGUGGGACGACGUCGACGGGGCGAACAGACUUCUCCUCCAAUCCCGCCUCACCACCAUCGCCGAGUCGGAGAUGGAUACCUCCAAUGCCUCAGAAUCAGCGCAACCACCAGCAGCAACAAUGGCAUGCCAGGAUUUCACCACCACAUCUCUUCCUGAUCCUUCUCACCCUCCUCCCAUGUUCAUGUGGAAGGACUCCUAACUGGCCCUCCCUCUGUUUCCAUUCCUCCCUGCAUCUUCCUGCACAGCAUUUUUAGAGGAACUUAGAGCAUGCUUCCAUACUCAUCAUCCCAUUUAGCUAGGCUAGUUCACUGGUUGCAGAUUUUUAUAAGGCAGCCCGUGAAAUUAGGAAUCCUCUUAUCUGCAUGUUUCUAGCUACACUUUUGUCCAUGAACCCUGUUUUGGCUGCAUAUUUUUUCAGGCCAUACCCUUGCAGGGUUACAAGUUCUCUCGCUGUCCCAAGGUCUCUCAUUCUGUUCCCCUUUUUUUGGGCUUGAGAAACCUAAAGCCUUUUAUACAUCAUGUUCUAGCCUUCCUUGAUCCUUUAUGAAUCUUCUAUCUUGAUUCAUCUCCUUUACUUUUCCCGGUUCAUGGCAUUUGGUACCUAGAGCUAGAGAUGGUAGUUUUAUGUAUGUAAGAGAAGGAGUUCUAAUGGUUAGAUAGGAAUGACAAGGAGACAGUUUUGUGAUCUCCUUCUCCUCCUAUCUGUAUAGGGUUUGAUGAUGUUGCUGCUUAUGUUUGCACAUUUGUGAAUUGAAUAAUGACGCAAUAAAGUUCGCAUUUUCUUUUUAUGAA